Molecule: messenger RNA, 1203 nt
Organism: Triticum turgidum subsp. durum (durum wheat)
Lineage: Eukaryota; Viridiplantae; Streptophyta; Magnoliopsida; Poales; Poaceae
Source: the annotation of a GenBank genome assembly
AUGGCCAUGAGCGCGGCCACCGCCGCCACGCUCCUCCCGAGGUCCAGCACCGGCACGCAGCGCCUCGCCUCCUCCUACCCCUCCUCGUCGGCAGCUCACGGGAGGAGCCGCCUCCUUCCCGUCAGAUGCCAGUCGCCCGGAGUUGACAAAACCACUAAGCCUAAGAGGAACUUGUUCGACAACGCCAGCAACCUUCUCACCAAUUUGCUCGCUGGCGGCAACCUCAAGAAUAUGCCGGUUGCCGAAGGUGCUGUCACUGACCUGUUCGACCGGCCCCUUUUCUAUUCGCUCUAUGAUUGGUUCCUCGAGCACGGUUCUGUCUACAAACUUGCUUUUGGACCCAAAUCAUUUGUUGUCGUCUCUGAUCCAAUUGUUGCUAGAUACAUCCUGCGAGAAAAUGCUUUCUGUUAUGAUAAGGGAGUUCUCGCUGAAAUUCUAGAACCAAUAAUGGGGAAGGGUCUUAUACCUGCUGACCUUGAUACCUGGAAGCAAAGGAGAAAAGUUAUAACUCCUGGGUUCCAUGCCUUAUUCAUAGAAGCUAUGGUGAGAGUAUUUAACAAAUGUUCAGAGAGAACCAUAUUGAAACUUGAAGCACUUAUUGAAAAGGGAGACCAUGGUGACAAAUCUACCAUAGUGAACCUUGAAGAGGAAUUCUCCAAUUUGGCUCUCGACAUAAUUGGCUUGGGAGUGUUCAAUUUUGAUUUUGACUCUGUUAAUAAGGAAUCUCCUGUAAUCAAGGCAGUAUAUGGUACUCUUUUUGAAGCUGAGCAUCGAUCCACCUUUUACAUCCCUUACUGGAAUCUUCCUUUAACUCAAUGGAUAGUGCCAAGACAGCGGAAGUUCCACAGCGACCUCAAGGUUAUCAAUGAUUGCCUUGAUGAUCUUAUUAAAAAUGCAAAAGAAACAAGACAGGAAGCUGAUGUGGAAAAACUCCAGCAGAGAGACUACUCAUCAUUGAAGGAUGCCAGCUUACUGAGGUUCCUUGUUGACAUGCGGGGAGCUGAUGUUGACGACCGCCAGCUUCGGGAUGAUCUUAUGACAAUGCUUAUCGCCGGACAUGAAACAACUGCGGCUGUUCUGACAUGGUCUAUUUUUCUACUGGCCCAGAAUCCCACGAAGAUGAGAAAAGCCCAGGCAGAGAUUGAUUCUGUACUGAUCGAUGGGGUAAUCACUGCGGAAAAGCUCAAGAAUCGGAGUACAUAA